This is a messenger RNA of Coccinella septempunctata (seven-spotted ladybird), 1697 nucleotides long. Its product is annotated as facilitated trehalose transporter Tret1-like. The transcript is spliced from 4 exons. The coding region runs from base 82 to 1539 and encodes 485 amino acids. Gene Ontology annotation, cellular component: membrane. The record is from RefSeq and is a predicted model, not a curated record. Lineage: Eukaryota; Metazoa; Arthropoda; Insecta; Coleoptera; Coccinellidae. Gene Ontology annotation, molecular function: transmembrane transporter activity. Gene Ontology annotation, biological process: transmembrane transport.
AGCCCAACACAAUGGUGAAGAAUAAGCAACUUCACAUUCUUUCUCUAACAGUUGAUAUGAUUGUGUUCAGGUGAUUGAAUUAUGUUGUUCGGUAUCCUUUGGAGUUAUAUAAAAAUAAUAUGGGAAAAAAGAUCAAGCAGAUCUUCAUCCGAACUGAACGCUGAUCGAAAAUGGGACACAACAAUAUAUCAGAUUUUCAUUAGUUUGGGACCGCUGAUCUUCUGCUUCAGUGUUGGGGCUAUGAUGGGAUUUUCUGGCAUAUUCCUGCCACAGCUUGAGGCAGGGAAAGGCCAGAUGAAAACUAAUGGGGAUGUUCAGUCCUGGAUCGCGUCUUCAGCUGUGCUCUCCAUGACAUUCUUCUCCCUUUUUGGAGGUUUCCUGAUGGAGGAAGUAGGAAGAAGGUCGGCACACAUCAUUCCAGCCAUCCCUGGCAUCGCAGGAUGGUUAACGAUCUAUUUUGCCAGAAAUAUAUCGACUAUACUCAUAGGCAGAAUUUUAACAGGAAUUUCUUGUGGUCUGUUCGCACCAAUAACAUCAGCCUACAUCGGAGAAAUAACAUCACCAUCUCUCAGACCCUUCAUUCUAGGCUGUAUCACGCUAAGUGUGACGUCAGGAACUUUGCUGUGUCAUUUAGUUGGCACAUUUUACUCCUGGAGGACAACAGCAAUUUUUUGCGCAAUAUUUCCAACUAUUGGUGGAAUCCUAACUUUCUUUUCUGAGGAAACCCCCACUUGGCUCUUCAGGAAGGAUAGAAUAGAAGACGCAUGCGCAGCAUUCUCUAGGAUCAGGGGACAAUCAGAAGAGACCGAAAAGGAGCUGGAGGUGAUGUUGGAGAAACACAAGAAUGGUGGAUUUCGAAGUAAACCACUGGCAGAAAUCACUCAGGAUUUGAUUGCUAAGCCCGAAUUGUUCAAGCCUUUACUUGUCGUCGUUUUAUACUUCGUGUCCGCGCAAUUUGCCGGCAUAAACGUUGUAACCUUCUACGCUAUAGACGUUGUUAAGUUGAGUUUAGGGGCUAAAUUCGAAAAAUCCCAUGUGACGAUGCUUGGCAUGGAUUUUAUCCGAGUGGUUACCUCAGUUAUAGCUUGUAUCCUUCUGAAGAAUUUAAAACGACGACAUUUAGUCGUUGGUGGGGGUGUAGGGUGUAUGGGAUGCCUCUUAACAUUGAGCUUCUCUAAUUUCCUGUCAAGGGUCACUGAAAACACUCUGUUAUCGGUUUAUGCCCCUCUGACUGCACUUCUCGCCUACGUUUUCUUCAUUUCCAUCAGUCUCGUUCCUCUGCCCUGGUGCCUGGCUGGUGAAUUGCUGCCACAAGAACUCAAAGGGCUAGCUUCCAGCCUGCUGUGUUUCUUUUCUUUCACCGCCUUUUUCAUCGCAGUGAAAUGUGCGCCAUUCUUGUUCGAGUUCUUGGGAGCGGGAUUGACGUACUUGGUCUUCUGUGGUUCAGUACUCUUCGGUACCACAUUGUGUUGGUUCUUUCUUCCUGAGACGAAGAAUAAGACGUUGGAGGAAAUAUCGGAUACAUAUAGCGAAAGAUGAUUGGAAAUUAGAUUUUUUUACUGCUAGCUUCACCAGUGAUUGUAGAAGCCUCAUCAUUCAGGGAGAAAGAAACCAAAGAAAGUGACUGAAGUUAAUAGUGAAUUUACAACCCUUCAUAUUUUCGUUAUUUCCAGCAUGGAGGGAGACUUGUUUUUUAA